Molecule: messenger RNA, 4180 nt
Organism: Arvicanthis niloticus (Nile rat)
Lineage: Eukaryota; Metazoa; Chordata; Mammalia; Rodentia; Muridae
Gene: Col8a2
Product: collagen type VIII alpha 2 chain
Molecular function (GO): protein binding
Source: RefSeq, a predicted model, not a curated record
GAGCGCCGGAGCGCCGCCCGGAGGCCGCCCUGCAGGUUCUGCCUCUCCCAGGACGUUCGUGGCCCCGCCCACCUGACAAAGCAACACGGACACCAUGCAGGGGGCUCUGAUGCCCUUGCCUUCGCUGCUGUUGUUGCUGUUGGGGUGUGGGCCAAGACUGUCUUCUGGCGGCGGAGCUGGGGGCGCAGCUGGCUAUGCCCCGGUAAAGUAUGUGCAGCCCAUGCAGAAAGGACCAGUGGGACCGCCUUUCCGAGAGGGCAAAGGCCAGUACUUGGAAAUGCCUCUACCGAUGCUACCAAUGGACUUGAAAGGAGAGCCAGGACCCCCUGGGAAGCCGGGACCUCGGGGUCCUCCUGGGCCUCCUGGCUUCCCGGGAAAGCCAGGGACUGGAAAACCUGGGGUCCAUGGACAGCCAGGCCCUGCUGGCCCCCCUGGCUUCUCCCGGAUGGGCAAAGCUGGUCCCCCAGGGCUCCCAGGCAAGGUUGGACCACCAGGGCAGCCAGGGCUACGGGGGGAGCCAGGGAUACGAGGGGACCAGGGCCUCCGGGGGCCCCCAGGACCCCCUGGCCUUCCCGGUCCUUCAGGUAUUACUGUCCCUGGAAAACCAGGUGCCCAAGGGGCUCCAGGGCCUCCAGGAUUUAGGGGGGAGCCAGGACCCCAGGGAGAGCCUGGACCCCGAGGAGACAGGGGCCUCAAAGGGGAUAAUGGAGUGGGCCAACCAGGGCUGCCUGGGGCCCCUGGACAGGCAGGUGCUCCUGGGCCCCCUGGGCUGCCUGGUCCAGCUGGCUUGGGCAAACCAGGUUUAGAUGGGAUACCAGGAGCCCCUGGAGACAAAGGUGAUUCUGGGCCCCCUGGGGUUCCAGGCUCUAGGGGAGAGCCAGGAGCUGUGGGUCCAAAAGGCCCCCCUGGGGUAGAUGGUGUGGGGAUACCAGGCACAGCAGGGGUGCCAGGGCCACAGGGUCCUGCUGGGGCUAAAGGGGAGCCAGGGCUCCGGGGUCCCCCUGGCCUGAUAGGCCCUGUUGGCUAUGGGAUGCCAGGAAAACCAGGACCUAAGGGAGACAGGGGCCCAGUUGGGGCCCCAGGGCUCUUAGGAGACAGAGGUGAGCCAGGAGAGGAUGGGGAGCCAGGGGAGCAGGGUCCACAGGGACUUGGGGGUCCACCUGGCCUUCCUGGAUCUGCAGGACUUCCUGGUAGACGUGGGCCCCCUGGGUUAAAGGGAGAGGUAGGACCUGGAGGUCCCCCAGGAGUGCCUGGCAUUCGAGGUGACCAAGGGCCUAAUGGCCUGACUGGAAAGCCUGGGCUCCCUGGUGAGAGGGGACUUCCUGGGGCCCAUGGACCCCCUGGACCAACUGGACCCAAGGGUGAGCCAGGUUUUACAGGUCGCCCUGGAGGGCCAGGGGUAGCAGGAGCCCUAGGACAGAAAGGUGACUUGGGGCUUCCUGGGCAGCCUGGCUUGAGGGGUCCCUCUGGAAUCCCAGGACUCCAGGGUCCAGCUGGCCCUAUUGGGCCCCAGGGUCUGCCAGGCCUGAAGGGUGAACCAGGCCUUCCAGGGCCUCCUGGAGAGGGAAAAGUGGGGGAGCCCGGCUCUGCUGGUCCUAUAGGGCCUCCUGGAAUCCCCGGCUCCCCAGGGCUCACAGGUCCUCCUGGGCCCCCUGGGCCUCCUGGGCCUCCUGGUGCUCCCGGAGCCUUGGACGAGACUGGUAUCGCAGGCUUGCAUCUGCCCAAUGGUGGCGUGGAGGGGGCUGUACUGGGCAAAGGGGGCAAGCCACAGUUUGGGCUUGGUGAGCUGUCAGCCCACGCCACUCCAGCCUUUACCGCUGUGCUCACCUCCCCCUUCCCUGCCUCAGGCAUGCCAGUUAGGUUUGACCGGACUCUCUACAAUGGCCACAGCGGCUACAACCCAGCCACUGGUAUUUUUACCUGCCCCGUGGGAGGCGUCUACUACUUUGCUUACCACGUGCAUGUCAAGGGCACCAAUGUGUGGGUAGCCCUGUACAAGAACAACGUACCCGCCACCUACACGUACGACGAAUACAAGAAGGGCUAUCUGGACCAGGCCUCCGGAGGGGCUGUCCUUCAGCUGCGGCCCAACGACCAGGUGUGGGUGCAGAUGCCCUCAGACCAGGCCAAUGGCCUCUACUCCACCGAGUACAUUCAUUCUUCCUUCUCAGGAUUCUUGCUCUGUCCCACAUAACCCGUGGGGGGCCCUGCUGCCCUGGCCUCCUCCUCUUUAGCAAUAGAGAGACCUUUCCAGUUACAGAGAUCUCCAUUGGAGAAAAAGCUGAACAGAGGCGGUGGCGGCCUUGGCCCGAGAAGACUGACCUGCUUUCUGUAGGCUGAAGUUGUUUCUGGAAGAGGUUGGCCUAAUUUCCUUUCCCCCAGGUGCACUGUGGGGGUUGUACUCCUGUUCUGGACCUGCCUGGUCUGCAGGCAGCACCCCAGAGCACUCAGCCUGGCCCCCUCGUGAGUCCUGGAAGCCGCUGGGAGAGAGGACGUUCCUCUUGGCCUUAGAUGGCAUGGAAUGUGUCCAGGGCUUCCUGUGUUCCCUGGGUCUCUUCCAGCUCCCCAGGAGCCUCCAGCACCAGCAUGCGAUACAUUAGGUUCUCUGAGGUUUUUGUUUCCUUUUGGGAGAAAGGAAGAAGGGAAUGGGGGACCAUGGAGGCAGUUGAUAUGGAUGGUGGACGCCUGGAGUGAUGUGAGCUCAGACCAGUCCCAGCAGGGACAGUUGUAUGGCCCUUGCUCCUGGCCUCUGGAAGACUCCUGAAGCAGCCAGCCAUCUGUGGAGAUCUGUGAGGGGACAUGGAUCAGGGGCAAGCUGGUCACUCUUCUGUUUCCCUGGCUAUUGCCAUUGGUUCUGACUCUUCAGCAUGAGGGUGGACAGCCUCGGGCUGAGAUGAGGCAACCAGGACUGAUGAUCGAGCAAACAUGAUGCCCCUCCCUCUUUCCUCUCACCUGCUGGGGGUUGGGUAAUUCCCUCAUUAUCAGAUUGUUAGGGGAUGCUUGGCAACCCCAAACUAAGUGUCUUCAAGGCAGAGCGCCUCUUGUUGGGGUCUCUGAACAGAGGCACACAUGCUUGUGGGUGAAGAGUUCUGUUUCUCCUUAAUAAGAACCACGCUGUGGGUAUUUAGUGUCUACUAGAGGGGCUCAUCUGUGGGCACUUCCUCUCUCUCCGCCCUCUGCUUUCAAUUUCCUGUUCUCAGCAGUGUUAGGGCCCAGGAGGCUAAGGCUCUGGAAGAAAGGAUGCCAGCAGGCCCCACUGGAAUGAGCUGGCUCUAGAAGCUUCUACCAUCCUCACUAAUCAGGACGCUCCUGCAGGAAACAGGCGGGCUUGCUUCCCAGCUGGGCUCAGUGCUGCAGGCUUGGGGAUGGUGGACAUUCUUGCCUAUGUAAGGGUGACUGCUUUCUCUGUGGUUCCUCAGCCCUCACCUAGUCAGCCCACUCCACUGUACCAAGUGUGCGAGUGUGAAUCCGGAACAUCAAACAGGCAAUCCAGGUCGUGCUCCAAUUUGGGCGCAUUCAACUGCCCAUGCUGACAGACUGAGGAUGAGGGUCUAACCUUCUUCCCGGCCUUCAACUGCAAAGCAGCCUAGCAGACUUAAGGUUCCAAAGUGGGGAUCUGCCUGCAACAGUAAGAAAAAGUUCUGCCUGGGACUUUGUGUCCUUUUUUUUUGCCACACCCAAGAGAAUCAGCUAGAGUCUCAGAGCAUCCCUGUUGGGCUUUUCCAGUCUCCUCCUUCACCGGGUCAAAGCCACUAAUCUGAUGGGUUCCGGUGGUCAGAGAUGAGUCAGCUCCCAGAGGAAGCCCUGAAAGCUGGCUCAGGGCAGAGCUGCCAGACCCCACCCUUUAAAAAAGCCUUUAAGAAAGGAUUCUGAAAUAUCUGGACUGGAGCUGUAGGUGUCACUGACCAGCUUUGACAAACAACGUCAGGCUUUAAUAAUGACAACUACACUUACCUUGUGCAUUUUUGUAUUUUGGCUUUUUUUUUUUUUUUUUAAGAUUAAGGUUUUUCCACCCUGGAUUUCAUUUCUAACCUGGUAUAGGAUGUUCCUCUCUACUUCCCACAUACCCCAUGUCAGGUUCAGGGAAAAUGCACCAGGGAAUCAGAGAAAAUGGGAUUUCUUUUUGAAAAUUACAGUACUGUUACUGACCACCCCCAAUAAAACCUGUUGUAGAAACACA